Molecule: messenger RNA, 1123 nt
Organism: Delphinapterus leucas (beluga whale)
Lineage: Eukaryota; Metazoa; Chordata; Mammalia; Artiodactyla; Monodontidae
Product: protein FAM228B
Source: RefSeq, a predicted model, not a curated record
UUUUUCUAGGGGCUCUGUUAUUUGUGAACACAAUGAAAAGUUCAGACAAUGAUGUGAUAACUGACAGACUUACCAGGCUCAAGAGCUCAAACGAAUGGCUGGAGCCCCAGCCACUUUCCUUCAUGGAGGCAUUAGCUAAAGAAGAUAUUGAUGCAGCUAUUCAAUCAAUAUUAUACAGAGAAAAUUAUAUAAUUAAGGAACUAGGUAAGUAUUUAAAGCAUCAUGACUUCUUAAAUGCAAGAAAAAAAGAGAUAUUAUAUAAAAGAUGGGUUGACCAUGUGGCAGAUCCUCUCCAGAAGAGAAUUAUAGAAAAUGUUGCUUCACAUAAGAAGAUUAAAAAAAGGAGACAAGAGGAAUUAGAUGCUUUUUUAAAAUACGUAAAUAAAAAGGGAAAUGCAUUUAUAGAGCAUUAUGAUCCAAAAGAAUAUGAUCCUUUUUACAUGAACAAAGAGGACCCGAAUUUUCUGAAGGUUACCAUCCCACCAUUUCGUGACCCUUUGAAAAAGGCACAAUAUGACAAAGACGAUGGAAAAAGAAUUCUUCUUCAGUGUGAGACUGGCAGAAUAUUUACAAUGAAAGAAUUUAAAGAGGUUGAGAAGGCCAAACUGCAUUCCAGAUUUCCAGGAAUUUCUAAUUCAAGGCACUUUAUGACUCCAAAUGAGUGGCUUAAACUGCCUACAAACUACAUAGAGAGUGAAUUUUGUAAAAGGAGCAGGUUAAAAGUAAAAGUGAAUUUUAACGAAAGUAGUUUUGACUUGAAACCCUCUGCAAAAACUCCUCAUCUUCUGGAAUCCCAGGAAGAAGAAAAAGCAGUUGUUUACAAAUUUUAGCAACCAAGGAGCACACACCCUGAGCCUUGGCUGGUAAAAGAGGACACAAAAGAAGGCUGCUUCAAAGGAAGCCAUCUGCCAGCAGGAAUCAUUCAGGAUGAGGAGCAAGAAAGGCGCUCAAGAAUUGUUCUGUGUCUAAGAAGAGCAUCUGCAAUAAACUUCAUCUUUGAGUCCAGUGUCUGUAUGAUCAUUAAGAAAUGACAGUACUGUAUAUUGACAGUUAUUGCAAAUGUAUUUCCCCAGGAGUUAAGAAAUGUUGCCUGAAAGAUACAAUAAAAAUACUAAUAGCUGCC